This is a messenger RNA of Rhizophagus irregularis DAOM 181602=DAOM 197198, 462 nucleotides long. Lineage: Eukaryota; Fungi; Glomeromycota; Glomeromycetes; Glomerales; Glomeraceae. The record is from RefSeq and is a predicted model, not a curated record.
GAAGAAAAAACUGAAGCAAUAAGAAUAAAUAAUAAUGAUUAUGACCGAGAUAAAAUUAUUUAUAAUGAAGGGACAAGAAGAGUUUGUGAAAAUUGUAACCAAAAAUGUUUAGCUACAUUAUAUUGUGAAUAUUGUGUUCGAAAUUAUUUAAAAUAUAAUUUUUCAAAUUGGACUUCUGGAAAUAAUGUUAUUGAUAAUUUAAUAAAAAAUUGCCAAAUAGAAACAUUUAUACCAAGUAAAAUUAUUGAAUGGAUUUCAUAUAAUAAUUUAGAAAAUAUUAAAUAUCUGACAAAAGGUGGAUUCUCAGAGAUUUAUACAGCAGAUUGGAUUGAUGGAAGAUAUGUAGUUUGGGAUUCUAAAGUGCCACAAUUAGUAAGAUAUGGAACUCAUAAUGUAAUACUUAAAGAAUUAAAAAAUUUUGAAAAUGCAAGUCAAAGUUGGUUUGAAGAGGUUUGUAACUAA